AUGCAACAAAUAAUAGCCGGUCAAGAAAUAAAUAUUGAAAACUUACCACUUGAAGAAGAAGGCAAGCAAGAGUUGCGGAUGAUUCAACAACAAAUUAAAUCUCAACAACCAAUUCCUUUGCCUGAUAAUUCUUCUCCAAGUGUUCUAGAAGAUUAUCAACCGCCAACUAACCAACCGCAGAAAAUUUGUGCUAGUUGUUCCCGAGAAAUUCCAAUCGGACAAGGUUAUUUUCGUUAUAAAGAUGAAGGAACCAAUAUCUGUACCAAUUGUUAUAAAUGCUUUACUUGUCAAAGAUCGCUAGAAAACCAGCAACUAAUUUAUCACCUUGAUAAUAAUUUAACCAAAGCCAAUUGUGCUGAUUGUCACUGA
Funneliformis geosporum is the source of this 369-nucleotide messenger RNA. The record is from the annotation of a GenBank genome assembly. NCBI's taxonomy places the organism in Eukaryota, Fungi, Glomeromycota, Glomeromycetes, Glomerales, Glomeraceae.